This is a messenger RNA of Prunus armeniaca (apricot), 393 nucleotides long. The record is from the annotation of a GenBank genome assembly. NCBI's taxonomy places the organism in Eukaryota, Viridiplantae, Streptophyta, Magnoliopsida, Rosales, Rosaceae.
AUGCCAAUAUGUCAAGAGACCAAAUUGAAGCCUGCUAACGAGACCAUUAGAAUUUACAUGCCAGAGGAAGUGUUUGGCACUGAUCAUGAUACCUGGCUCUUGAGUGAAGGAAUUUUACAGUUUGCUUCGAUGGUUGAGAUUGGAUCCACAGUGAUUGCAAUAUACAUGAGGUACUUAUUUGACUAUUUAAAUAUGGUAAAUAUGGUAAACCUUGUUGGCCUCGUGGACCCUAGACAAGUCAGCUCUCAAUCUGGAACGUUAUCUCACCGUUCAAAACAUCUCUCAGAACGCCUGAAAAACGUAGAUGGGGAUCAAUUUUACUUGGUGCCUUAUAAUCCAGGGAGUCAUUGGGUGUUGAUAAUUGUGAGACCAGCUAAGGAGACUGUCUAUUAG